AUGUGUUCUGGGGGCUUCAGGACGGUGAAUCUGUCGGUGAAAGGCCAGCACCUCCUCAGAGACUCUGAGGAUAAUGGGGUGACAGUGGAACGAGACACAUGUCAAACACUUUGGAGACCACUCUACUCAGACUUCCAGAUUAACAGGAACCGCAAGAAUUUCACAGACAAACUCCUAGGAAUCUUCCAGGAUCUUGAGAAGAAUAUAAUCACAUUUCUAAAAAAUGAACUGGACCUGUUUAAGAAAAUAUUACAAAAAGAGAACAUGCAGUACUUUGUGAAGAACUUUAAUGAGAACAGAUGCAGUAUGAAAGAAGCAGCUCUUGAUCUCACACUCUACUUCCUGAGAGAGAUGAAGCAAGAUGAAGCUGCUGAUACUCUAGAAGAUGAGCUGAUCUUCAUUCACCAGCUAAAGUGUAGCCUAAGGAAGAAGUAUCAAAGUGUGUUUGAAGUAUUUGCAAAGCAAGGAGACUCUACACUUCUGAAGAACAUCUACACAGAUAUCUAUAUCACUCAGGGUUGUAGUGAACAGGUCAAUACUGAACAUGAGGUGAGACAGAUUGAAGUUGCUUCCAGACGUCAUGAAUCACAGGAGAUACAGGUUGAGUGCAAACGUUUGUUUGAAGCACCUGAACAAGACAAGCAGAUCAGAACUGUACUGACAAAAGGAGUUGCUGGCAUCGGAAAAUCAGUCUCUGUGCAGAAGUUUGUUCUGGAUUGGGCCGAAGGAAAGGAAAAUCAAGAAAUCAGGUUCAUUUUUCCUCUUCCAUUUAGAGAGAUGAACUUAAAGGAGCAAGAAAAACUAAGUUUGAUGGACCUUAUAACUCAGUUUUUCCCAGAGACAAAAGGACUGAACCUUACAAGAAGAAAUCAAUUCAAAGUCUUGUUCAUUCUUGAUGGAUUGGAUGAAUGUCGACUUCCUGUAAACUUUAAGGAUAAUGAGACGUGGUCUGAUGUUUCCUCACCAGCCUCUCUGGAUGUUCUCCUGACGAACCUCAUCAAGGGAAAUCUGCUUCCUUCUGCUCUCAUCUGGAUCACCAGCAGACCAGCAGCUGCCAGUAAGAUUCCUCCUGACUGUAUCGACCGGCUCACAGAGAUACGAGGAUUCAAUGAUGCACAAAAGGAGGAGUACUUCAGAAAAAGAUUCACGGAUGAGAAUCAGGCCAAAGAAAUCAUUGAUCAUGUUAAACAAUCAAAGAGUCUCUUUAUCAUGUGCCACAUCCCAGUCUUCUGCUGGAUUUCAGCCACUGUUCUCCAGAACAUUUUAGAGGAGAAAAGAAAUAAUGUUGUGAAAAACAAUCAGGCUGAUGAUGUCUCCAAAAUACUGCAGGAGUCAAAUACUGAAGACACUCCUAAGACUCUGACACAAAUGUACACACACUUCCUCAGAUUUCAGAUCCAGCAGAGCAGACGAAAGUAUGAUGGAGAAUAUUCACCGGAUGUUUCCUGGGAUAAAGAUGCCAUCUUUUCACUGGGGAAACUGGCAUUUGAUCAGCUGGAAAGAAACAAUGUGAUCUUCUAUGACACAGAUCUGGAAGCCUGUGGUAUUGACGUCUAUAAGGCAUCAGUGUACUCAGGCGUGUGUACCCAGAUCUUUAAGGAGGAAACAGGGGUCACUCUUGGUACAAUGUACUGCUUCGUUCACUUGAGCAUUCAAGAGUUUAUUGCAGCCCUUAAUGCACAUCUGUUUCUAGACAUCAACAAGAAAUGUGUGUUUGAUCAAGACUCUACAGAACAGGAAAAUAAAAAUGGCAGUGUUUUUUUGGACCAUUUCCUUCACUUCCUUCUCGGACAAUCCAAAAAAACCAUGAUUGAUUUGCUCAAGACUGCAGUGGACAAGGCACUAGAAAGUGAUAAUGGACACCUGGAUCUUUUUCUUCGAUUCCUCCUUGGUUUGUCACUCCAGUCCAAUCAGAGACUCUUACAGGGUCUGUUGACACAUGAAGAAGACAAUGAGCAGAGCAAAGAGGAAAUAGUUCAGUACAUCAAGCAGAAAUUAGAGUCUAAUCUGUCUCCAGAGAGAUCCAUCAAUCUGUUCUACUGUCUGAAUGAACUGAACGACCAAACUCUGGUGAAAGACAUUCAGACCCACCUAUUCCUUAAUAAGCUUUGUUCGGGAUGUUAA
Messenger RNA from Carassius auratus (goldfish), 2124 nucleotides. Its product is annotated as protein NLRC3-like. The transcript has 5 exons. Lineage: Eukaryota; Metazoa; Chordata; Actinopteri; Cypriniformes; Cyprinidae. The record is from RefSeq and is a predicted model, not a curated record. Bases 1 to 2124 code for a protein of 707 amino acids.